Molecule: messenger RNA, 2791 nt
Organism: Nerophis ophidion (straightnose pipefish)
Lineage: Eukaryota; Metazoa; Chordata; Actinopteri; Syngnathiformes; Syngnathidae
Product: 5-hydroxytryptamine receptor 1D
Exons: 3
Coding region: 85-1560 (491 amino acids)
Biological process (GO): G protein-coupled receptor signaling pathway
Cellular component (GO): membrane
Molecular function (GO): G protein-coupled receptor activity
Source: RefSeq, a predicted model, not a curated record
UUUUUCUGCAUUUAUCACUACUAACUGUACUUUUUAUGUCACCCAUCGUGUGAGUAAAGUGAUUUUCACUCCUGCGGUGGAGUAAUGGACGUGUUAAUGGGCAACGAGUCAUCUCCAGUUCCAACACGGUCGGUGUCUGUCAACUCAAGCCGAGAAGAGAAUUACGAGGUGGGCUUGCCUCCACGGAUGCAACCGCUGCUGUUGGUGCUUGUGGUGCUGAUGUGUCUGGGUGCAGUAACAGGUAACUCCCUUGUCAUCGUCCUUGUCGCCGCCACCAAGACUCUCCGCUGUGUGACGUCAGUGUUGAUCAUGAACUUGGCCAUCACUGAUCUGCUCGUGGGCCUGGUCGCCAUGCCCUUUGUGGCAUUGUCCAUCAUGGAGCCUGGAUGGGCCGACUGUCUUAACCUGUGUCUUUUUGUGGGCUACACCUCCUCUGUGUACUGCACAGCCUCUGUUCUGACACUGGCCGCCAUCGCCCUGGAUCGCUACCACUCCAUUAUGGACUGCCUGCGCUAUAGCUCUCGCUGCACCCUGUGGAGGACCUGCACCGUGGUCCUGUGGAUCUGGCUGCAAGCCUUGGCCACGAGUUGCCCCCCUCUGCUGGGCUGGAGCUCCGUGGCUUACGUGGCUCCCAUGUACAGCUGUGGAGUGAACUGGGCCAGCAGUCCCAGUUAUGCGGCCACCGUGACCAGCCUAUCCUACCUGGUGCCCGCCAUCGUUAUCCUUUUCUGCUACGUCAACAUCGUUAAGGUGGCCCGCAACCACGCCAGGAGAAUUCACAGCCUGGAAGACUCUGUUCAGCGCGGCAGGACUCCAAACACCACGUUCACCGCAUCUCAACACAGCCCUUCCAGACUCAUCUAUUAUCUCAGUGGACAUUUUGUGUCCGAGGUCAUAUCUUCGUCCUCCAUUUCCUGCAGGGGGGUCGUCUCCUUCCUGGCCCAAGCCCCCCUGCAGGACGCCCAUCAACACCAUCAAGGAGUUGCUCGGCUCAUUCUAGUUAUUUUAGCCUUCUUCCUGUGCUGGAGCCCCUAUUUCGGGGUGGUUCUCAUUCAGGCUGCAGAAACCGCUAUCUCAGGUCAGACCACCCUUGUGCCCCCCUCUGCUGUGACUGUUUCCUACUUUCUAGUGCUGCUCAACUCUGACUUCAACCCGCUGCUCUACGCUCUGCUUAGUAGGCGUUUCCAGGCGGCUCUGCAGGGGCUGAGGCAGAAGUUGAUGGCCUGCCUGGGGGGUCGGAGAAGGGAGGUAGAUGAUGACAGAAGCAGUGAGCACUGCACCCUCACCGCUCCUCACGACUCCCAGUUUUGCCCUCCAAUUUUUACCAUCCCCGCUCACUUCAAGCCUAAUUCCAACGAUUGCAAAGUGUGUCUCCACGAAGAGGCCCCUAAAUCCUGCUCCAUGUGGCAGCAACCUUGUGGGGGAAGGAGGGUGGACUACCUGCAGGUCCCCUCUAGGCCGCAAGAGGGCAGCAAACUACCAUUCUCUGCUCUGACAAUGGCACCAAAAGCCACUUUUAUUUAUGGCCAAAUUACAGUUACAGUGGAACAUCAUGUUUGAAAACAUUAUUAUUACAUGAGGGGGUGGCCAAAAUUCAAUCAGUCAAUUAGCCAAUCAGGAGUUGGACAAGACCCCUUAAUUUUGGGGGGGAGUGGAUGUGUGCAACCCGAGGGUCCCUGGUUCAAUCCCCACCUAGUACCAACCUCGUCACGUUCGUUGUGUCCUGAGCAAGACAGUUCACCCUUGCUCCUGAUGGGCCCUGGUUAGCGCCUUGCAUGGCAGCUCCCUCCAUCAGUGUGUGAAUGUGUAAAUGUGGAAGUAGUCUGAGCGCUUUGAUUACCUUAAAGGUAGAAAAGCGCUAUAUAAGUACAACCCAUUUCUUUUAUUAUUUAGAUUUUUUUUUUUUAAUUCUUCAUCAUCUCCAGCACCCCCCGCAACCCCAAAAGGGACAGGUGGUAGAAAAUGGAUAGAUGGAUGGAUCAUGUGAGAACAGUUCCAGGAUGAACCUAAAAAAAACAGGGUCAUGUUUGCUGAAAACCUGACCUCAACUCCAUCAAACACUAACAACAGAGACUGAUUUACCUUGAAUUCCCUUAGAAAACGGACUAAAAUCUUGUAGAAAGCUCGGCUGGUAGACUACAAGGAGGGAACCAAAAUUUAGGACAGGAAAUGGUAUUGAUUAGAAAUAUAAACACUUCUCACUGAAACAUGUCCGUAAAACAUAUAAACACAAUGGUCAAGAAGAAAGCAAAGCUGGACAAUGUCUGUAUUUGAAAUAGUUUUUUAUGGGGUACAUGUGAAUAUACUUAAUACUUUAUGACCCCCCCCCCCCCACCCCCCUUCCCCAUCAUUUAUUACCUCCUUAAUUGUUAUAAUCCUAUGUUUCAGUGUAUAAAAUAAUCAAUCCUUACAAAGGUUUACAUGUAUGUCUAGCGAUAAUUCCAGAGGAAUAGAAUAUCAUUGUUUAUUGUCAUAGAGGAUGACAAUGGAAAAACAGUGAAGUAGGGGUCGAAACCACUGGGGGAGGGUCGGAGCAAGGGAUGAGUACUUGUAGAAAAGAAGGUGUACAGAAGUCCUUGGUGGCACAGUAAAAAGCAUAUUGCACGUAGUGAUGUUAAUACAUUCACAACAAGGCAACGUUCCCACGUGUGGCUCUUCUGUCAAGGCUCAGGUGCUCAUCUCAUUUCAUAGCGCGUUGUUACAAAAGUUUGUAGUCGAGCUUUGCUUCGUUUCCUCCACUUUUCUAGCCCGCUACUCUCUGCAGUUGAGUAAUGAAACACAGCAACCACCA